AUGGAUAAUUUAGAGCGUGCUUGGAUGUACGAGAUGUUGGAUGGCCGAGGGGGUAUUAAUUCUAAUUUUGUAACUGGCGUAGAUAGCUUUCUCCUGUUUGCACGUUCUCAGCGAAAUCGCAUGAGUGGUGAUAAUGUUCGAUGUCCAUGUAAAAAAUGUCGCAACAUUAUAUACAUGGAUGUUGAAACAGUUAGAUUUCACCUUUUUAAGUUUAGAUUUGUUGAAAACUAUUCUAUUUGGAAGUAUCGAGGGGAAAAAGAUGUGACUGGUGUGACGUCUUCUAGCAGUGAUCUACAUGGUGGUGUUCAACCUGCAUUAGGAUAUGACAAUCCAUACCGACAAAUGAUUUUAGAUGCAGUUGGACCCAACUUUGGCCAGGGUUCUAGUUGGCAAUCUUAUAGUAAUACUGAAGUUGAGUCGUCUCAUCAUUUUGAGCCUUCAAUAGAGGACGAGUCUAAUCCUUCAAUGGGGGAGGAUCCUAAUCCUGAGUCUCAAAGGUUUUAUGAUUUGCUAAAGGCCGCUGAUACAGAAUUGUAUCCUGGUUCUUCCCACUCUCAACUCGCAGUAGUUUCUAGGAUGCUAAAUAUUAAAAUGGAGAACACUUUAUCACAAAGGGGAUAUGACCAAAUGAUGCAAUUGCUGAAAGAGGCUUUACCUGAAGAUAACAUAAUGCUUGAAAGUUAUUAUCAAACUAAGAAGCUAGUGCAUAGCUUGGGUUUGCCGGUUGAAAAGAUUGAUUGUUGUAAUUCAGGAUGUAUGUUGCAUUGGGGUGACGAUGAAGGCCUCACAUUUUGCAAGUUUUGUGGCUACGAGAGGUUUAAACGUCGCGUUGGUUCUCGUAAGAGGAAAUUAGUCCCUUAUAAAAGGAUGUAUUAUUUUCCUUUGAUUCCUAGAUUGCGAAGAUUAUAUGCAUCUUAUGCUACCGUCGGUGACAUGAGAUGGCAUCAUGAGGAUAUAUAA
Molecule: messenger RNA, 960 nt
Organism: Nicotiana tabacum (common tobacco)
Lineage: Eukaryota; Viridiplantae; Streptophyta; Magnoliopsida; Solanales; Solanaceae
Source: RefSeq, a predicted model, not a curated record